AUGCAUUUCUCCAGGAUUGUGGCUUUGGCCUUCACCAUCAUCCCCGCCUCUCUUGCAGCUCCAGUCGAGACGCAACCACUGGCCACCAUUUAUAAACUAGCCAACUUUGAAGGGUACAUGCAAUCAGUCACCGCUUCAGGAAUCUGCUCUUACAUGCUCCCCGAUCACAAUAACCCCAUCGGAUCACUGAAAGUGACAUCGGGAACCACCUGUGAAUUUUAUGCGAGCCGCGGUUGUGGUGGAGAGCUAAUUGGCAAAGCCACAUCGGAUCGACCAGACCUCGUAAAGGAGGGUCUUACCGUCUACGGAAUCAUUUGCUCUUAG
Messenger RNA from Microsporum canis CBS 113480, 324 nucleotides. RefSeq lists its product as uncharacterized. The coding region runs from base 1 to 324 and encodes 107 amino acids. NCBI's taxonomy places the organism in Eukaryota, Fungi, Ascomycota, Eurotiomycetes, Onygenales, Arthrodermataceae. The record is from RefSeq and is a predicted model, not a curated record. The transcript has 4 exons.